Molecule: messenger RNA, 2037 nt
Organism: Erigeron canadensis
Lineage: Eukaryota; Viridiplantae; Streptophyta; Magnoliopsida; Asterales; Asteraceae
Product: meiosis-specific protein ASY1
Exons: 22
Coding region: 25-1836 (603 amino acids)
Molecular function (GO): protein binding
Source: RefSeq, a predicted model, not a curated record
CCUCUACUCAAAUUCUAAAAAAAAAUGGUGGUCGCUCAGAAAUUGAAGGAAACGGAGGUCACCGAACAGGAUUCUCUUCUUCUGACAAGGAACCUGCUACGCAUAGCAAUAUUCAAUAUCAGUUAUAUCAGAGGCCUCUUUCCAGAUAACUACUUUAGUGACAAGGGUGUGCCAGCCUUAGAGAUGAAGAUCAAAAAGCUUAUGCCAAUGGAUGCAGAGUCUAGAAGACUAAUUGACUGGAUGGAGAAAGGUGUGUAUGAUGCUUUGCAGAAGAAAUAUCUCAAGACACUAAUGUUCUGCGUGUGCGAGACAGUAGAAGGGCCAAUGAUCGAAGAAUACACCUUUUCUUUCAGCUACUCUUCUGACAGUCAAGAGGUUUCUAUGAAUAUCAAUCGAAUUGGAAACAAAAAGCAAGGGGAAACAUUUAAGUGUAACUCCAUGACAGAGAUUACCCCAACUCAGAUGAAGAGUUCUGCUUGCAAAAUGGUCCGUACACUGAUUCAACUGAUGAGAACUCUAGAUAAGAUGCCUGAAGAGCGCACCAUUUUGAUGAAACUCCUCUACUAUGAUGAUGUCACGCCUGCUGAUUACGAGCCCCCAUUCUUCAGAGGCUGCACAGAUGAAGAAUCUCACACUGCUUGGACCAAAAAUCCUUUGAGAAUGGAGGUUGGCAAUGUCAACAGCAAGCAUUUUGUGUUAUCUCUGAAAGUUAAAAGUGUGCUUGAUCCUUGUGAGGACGAUAACGUGAGUUUGGAAGCAGAUUCAAUGCAUAGAGAUGAGGACAGUGAAGCUGAUAGCGAGGAUAGCAUGUCUGAUGAUGACUACAUAGUGGCACCAGCAGAUAAGCAAAAAGAGAAACAAGACGAAGCCAUGGUUGAUGAAGAAGAUACUCAGGAUCCUGCUGAAGAUGAACAGCAACUAAACCGUGUGAGGGAUUGGAUCAAUGGAUAUCAUCUAGAAAGUGUUGAUGUCACUGAUGCCCUCUCAAAUUUCCCUGACAUCUCAGUGGUUUUGAUUGAAGAAAUUAUGGACAAGCUUGUUGGUGAAGGCAUUCUCACAAAAGAUGGAAAGGACAAUUUCAACAUCAGUAGGCUGAAGAAGAUGGAAUAUGAAUUUGAUGCUGUGAAAGAAGAAACUGAUGGCCGGUUUGUAGUCAACAAGAAAAGUCCAUCUGCCUAUCUCGACGGUCAUAUGUACAUGAAGGCACUUUAUCAUGCUCUUCCGUUAAACUACAUCACUGCUUCUACACUUCAAAGCAAGCUUGGUGGAGAGGCCAACCAAACUACUGUGCGCAAGUUAAUGGACAAAAUGACCAAAGAGGGAUAUAUUGAAUCAACGAGCAACCGUAAGCUAGGAAAGCGUGUGGUUCAUUCUGAUGCAACCAAGAAGAAACUUGCUGAAGUGCGGAAAGUCUUGGACAUGGAUCCUAUGGUGGACACAAAUGAAACAAAUAAUAAAUCCAACUAUCUGGAGAACCAAACAGGGACCAACCGUAGGGACACAUCCACAUGCGGUGCAGUCCAUUCCAUUGGAUCAGAUCUCACACGCACUAAGGGUAAAUCUGAUUUGCAUCAAAAUGGUUCCAACAGUAGCGAGGCUACAAUGUCCAAGUUAAGAGAGAAUGGACACAGCACCCCAACAAGCAAUCAGCCAAUAGCUUCGAUUGAGAGCCACGCAGUAUGGGAUGAGAAGGGUAGGGCUGGAAAUGUCAAUCAGGAUGAUAUAAUGGAUACUAUUGUUUGUAGUGGCCGGUCCAGCGUUGACAAACGUUGCCGCAAAACUAGCACGGUGAAGGAGCCUAUUCUCCAGUACAUGAAACGCCAGAGAUCUCAGUGAAGUGUUAGAGUGAAAAUAUAUGAUGACAUCGUGAGAUUAUUAGUUGUCUUUUCCACUUUGUCAAUUUAUUGGAAUAUACUAGAGAGAUGUAUAAGUGAGCAUAGCCUUUACUUAUUUUACUUUAGUUAAGCUUGAUCGAUGUAAUGGAUAUAUUACAUAUUCGCAUAUAAAGGUUUAUUAUGACAGUCGUUUCAUUUGUUA